Molecule: messenger RNA, 3501 nt
Organism: Nerophis lumbriciformis (worm pipefish)
Lineage: Eukaryota; Metazoa; Chordata; Actinopteri; Syngnathiformes; Syngnathidae
Source: RefSeq, a predicted model, not a curated record
AUGGCUCUAGACAGCAAGCGGAAGGAGCUGCUGUUGGGAACGCUGAAGGAGCUUGGGGAGGACGAGUUCGAGGAAUUCAAGUUCUUUUCGGACCUGCCUCAAAGCGUACAAGAAAACCCCAGCCGGGUGAUCAUUGCUAACGCACUGGUGAAGAAGCAUGGCGAGAAUACUCUGGAGGAGACCAUCAAGAUUCUGGAAAAGAUUGGCAACAAGAACUUGGCCGAGAUGCUGCGUGGCAAUGUGCUGGAAAUAAAAGGCGCCGUCUUCUCCGUCCAUGAUGAUGAUCAGAUUGCCAGAUUGAAGGCGGACCUGCAAGACAACCUGCGGGAUUUAUACAGCUUUGUUCCCGAAGGCAACAUCGAGCGCUGGCAGCAGCAGCCUCUGGACGACGUCUACACGGAGCUGGACGUCACCUACGGGGCCGACGUCAGGCCCGACGAGCGACACGAGGUCCUUCAGAUGGAGACGCGUGCCGCCGCGGCCAAGAAGUCUAUCCUGCCGUGCGACAUCUUCAAAAGCCAUGACGAGCAGCCGCGACGGAUACGCACGCUGCUCACUGUCGGCUUCGCGGGAAUAGGGAAAACCUUCCUGGUUCAAAAGUUUGUGUGUGACUGGGCCAGCGGAAAUACCAACCAGGACGUGCACUUCAUAUUUCCCUUCACAUUCCGUGAGUUGAACACCGACAAAGGGAAAAGUUUUACGCUUGCUGAGCUUAUCCGUCGCUACGUCUGCGAUAGCAGACACAUAAGCGAGGAGACUCUGAACAUUAUAUUAGACGACCUGCAGAAGUCCGGGAAACAGUACUAUGAACGCAGCAGGAUCAAGAUCUUGUUUGUCUUGGACGGACUGGACGAGUGCAACUUUAAAAUGGACUUGAAGAAUCAGAUGAAAGUAGACAUGGAUGUGAAAAAACCCUACCCGCUGGAGGUGCUCCUGGCGCACCUCAUCAAGAGGAACCUGCUUCCUUGCUCCCGGGUUUGGAUCACCACGCGGCCCGCGACGGCCCGUGAUAUCCCCUCCGAGCUCAUUGACAGCAGAACAGAGGUGAGAGGAUUCAGUGAUUCCAUGAGGCUGGAGUACUUCAGGAAAAAGUUCCCAAAUGAGGAGCGUGUCAUUGAGCACAUCCGAAAAACUCGCACCAUCUUCAUCAUGUGCCACCUGCCCAUCUUCUGCUGGCUCACCGCCACAGUUCUUCAGGAUCAUUUGGACAAAGGGAACGAGGGAGCACUUCCCAGAGAGAGAGAACUUCCCACAACGCUGACAGACAUAUGCUCAGAGUAUGCUUUUAACCAGCUGGACAAGUCCAAGGAGCGACAGACGACCGAGUACGCCGAUUACGUGAAAGCGCUAGCAAAGCUGGCGUUUGACCACACCAUGAGUAAGCAACAGAUCUUCUACGAGAAAGACCUGGCGAAAAGCGGAUUUGAUUACAGCCAAGCCGCAAAACACUCCGGAAUAUUCACCGAGGUGUUUAAGGAGGUCCGUCCGCUCAGAAGAAACCAACAGGGCAAGAUGUUUCAGUUCGUCCAUCUGACCAUCCAGGAGUAUCUAGCCGCAUUCCACGUGAUGAUUUGCCUCUUUCACGACAAUAAGAACAUACUGGCUGAUUCAGAGCAGGCACUGGAAUGUGUCUUCCAAGAAGAAGAAGAAAAAUCAGAAGUAUUAGAAGAAACAGAAUCAGAAGAAGAUACAGAAGAUGAAGGUGAUUGGAAAAUCACUGAGGUUCACCGGUCAGCUCUUCAGAAAGCCUCGGAGAGUGAAGGACACCUGGACAUGUUUGUCCGCUUCCUCCUUGGCCUUUCCUUGCCGUGCAACCAGGAAAUAGUGGGGGAACUGCUGAAGGCUCCUCAGGACUGCAGGCAAAGCAAGUCAAAGACAGUCAAGUUGAUCAAGGAGAGGAUAAAACGGAGCACCCCAGAGAAGAACAUCAACUUGUUCUACUGCUUAAACGAGCUGAAAGACAACUCUUUGCUGAUGCAGUUUCAGAAGAAAAAUAGUUCAGACAAAAUUGACUUGGACAACAUGCCAAAUGACAUGUGGUCAGCCUUUGCCUUCUUCUUACUUGCAGACGACAAAACCAUGAAGAGCUUUUGCCUGAGGAUUUACAACCCAUCGCCUUUGGGGCUCCAGAAGCUGUUGGUGGUGGUCAAGGCGUCUGAAAAAUCAGAUCUAAGCUCUUGUUACCUGGACAAAGACAGCUGUCACCUGCUGGUUUCCGUUCUCAGCUCUCCAUCCAACCUGAGGCAUCUGGACCUGAGCAAGAACGAUCUCUCAGACGAGGGUGUUGAGAUCCUCUCGAAAGGACUGAUCAGCCCAAACUGCAUCUUAGAAUCCCUUUUUCUAAGAUUGUGUCGCCUGGAAAAACGCAGCUGUCACCUGAUGGCUUCUCUUCUCAGCUCUCCAUCCAACCUGAGGCAUCUGAAUCUGAGCUGGAACGCUCUGUCGGAUGAAGGGGUGGAGAUCCUCUCAAAAGGACUGGCCAGUCCACACUGCAAAUUAGAGUCCCUCACUCUAAGUCACUGUCUGCUGGACAAAAGCAGCUGUCACCUGAUGGCUUCCCUUCUCAGCUCUCCGUCCAACCUGAGGCAUCUGGACCUGGGCGGGAACAAUCUGUCGUACGAAGGGGUCGCGAUCCUCUCGAAAGGACUGGACAGUCCACACUGCAAAUUAGAGUCCCUCAAUCUGAAUGAAUGUCGCCUGGACAAAGGCAGCUGUCACCUGCUGGCUUCCGUUCUCAGCUCUCCAUCCAACCUGAAGCAUCUGGACCUGUCCCAGAAUGAUCUGUCGGACGAAGGGGUGGAGAUCCUCUCAAAAGUACUGGCCACUCCAAACUGCAUCUUAGAGUCCCUCAAUCUAUCUAGUUGUAACCUGGAAAAAGGCAGCUGUGACCCGCUGGCUUCCUUUCUCAGCUCUCCAUCCAACCUGAUGCUUCUGGACCUGAGCGGGAACAAUCUGUCAGAUGAAGGGGUGGAGAUCCUCUCGAGAGGACUGGCCAGUCCAAACUGCAUCUUAGAGUCCCUCAAGCUGAUAUAUUGCAAGAUCACGGAUAAAGGAUGCGGUUUUUUGGCUGAGCCGCUCAAGUUAAACACCUCCCAUCUUAAACAGCUGUACCUUUGGGGCAAUCCAAUAGGUGAAGAAGGAAAGAGGGUCUUAUCGGAUGUCGAAAAGGAUCCCAGCAAUCGCCUGAAGACUGUCGGGCGGGCUUUUGAAGAGCACCGAAGUAGGGUGGAAGUCUGGACACAAUUGAGAACCACAGACAAGAGCGUGUGGCUGCCCGAGCACAGACACUCAUCGGCUGGCAACCAUGAUUUAGUUCAGUCCUACGUACUGUCCGACGACCUCAAGAGCACCGGGUGUCAGCGCUACGGGCAAAAGUGGCCUUGCUCACCUAAUUUGAGGAGGUUCACCCGCUGGCGUUGGGUGUUUUGCUGCUCCUGGGAGGUGGAGUUCAAGGGGAAGGUCUACCAUGCUGCCACCAAACUACUCGCAGCUUUUUUCUGA